AUGUCCCAAGAGAACAGCGUCGAGAUCUCUGCGGCCACGGACGUGUUGAAUCUUGGAAAGGGCCUCUCGCUACACUUUCAGGGCGACGCCUUAGUUGUGAAGGAUAAGAGAGCAAUAAAGCGCGAUCGGUCCAAGAGGGUUUGCGGCGUCUCAGUUGGAUCCUCGAAACCCGAGUUCACGAUACCGUUUUAUCACAUCAUUUGGGCGGAAUCGGGUGACGAACUCUCUAUCGACUACGUACUUGUGAACAAGGAGAAAGUCACCCUGAAAAAGCUCGUCUGCACCGUAUACGACCCCUUGCAACCCGUCGCGAACGCCUGGAAGGAAGAGCUUCUGACCCGUGCCUACGGGCAGUCGCAGCGAGGCAAGCGUGCCAAAGUCCUGGUGAACCCUCACGCCGGGCCCGGUGAUGCCGACAAGAUCUGGGAGCAUGAGGUCAAGCCGCUUUUCGUUGCAGCACGCAUGCCACUGGACAUUGUCCGGACAAAGUACACGGGCGAGGCGAUUGAGAUCUGCGAGAAUCUGGACAUCGAAUCGUACGAUAUCGUCAUACCGUGCUCGGGAGACGGACUGCCCUAUGAAGUCUUCAAUGGGCUGGGAAAGAGGCCCGAUGCGCAACGCGCUUUGAAGCGGCUUGCAGUGGCGCACAUACCCUGCGGAAGCGGGAAUGGGCUGAGCUGUAACAUCAAUGGGAGUUUCAAGGCGGGGCCGGCCGCGCUGGCAAUCAUCAAGGGUGUGAGAACGCCCAUGGACUUGAUGAGUGUCACUCAAGGUGACAAGCGGUUGUUGAGUUUUUUGAGCCAGUCCUUUGGUAUCGUCGCUGAAUGCGACUUGGGCACAGAGAACAUGCGUUGGAUGGGCGCCAAGCGUUUCGAUGUUGGUGUGGUGCAGAGAAUAUUCACCAAGAGGACAUGGCCAGCCGAGAUCUCUGUCAAGACGGUCAUGUCGGACAAAAAUGAGAUCAAAACACAUUACAAACAAACUCGGAGCGAGGACUUCUCGGUUCGAAAGGAGAAAGAAGUCGUCGGCGGCUCUUCAGUCAAUGGAGGGUCCGUGUCGAGCCAAACAGAUGCGGCCGAAGGGCUGCCACCUCUGAAGUAUGGUACCGUCAAUGACAAGCUGCCCUCAGACUGGGAAACCACUACCCACGAUAAACUUGGCAACUUCUAUUGCGGCAACAUGGGCUAUAUGGCCCCAAACGCCAAUUUCUUCCCUGCGGCAUUGCCAAACGACGGAUUGAUGGACUUGGUGGUCAACGACGGCAACAUUUCUGCCUUGAAAUACAUAGACCUAAUGACCUCGAUCGAGAGUGGUCACUUCUACGGCAAUCCUCUAAUCUCGUACCGAAAGAUCGUAGCAUACCGCCUCACACCGAAGCAGAAUGAUGGUUACGUCAGCAUCGACGGUGAGCGCAUCGAGUUCAAGCCUUUCCAGGUCGAAAUACAUCAGGGACUAGCUACUGUAUUGACGAAAAACGGACGCUAUGAAGCGCCUGGGCCCCUAGGCUGGGACACUGGCUCGCUAUGA
Truncatella angustata is the source of this 1527-nucleotide messenger RNA. Its product is annotated as diacylglycerol kinase catalytic domain-containing protein. Gene Ontology annotation, cellular component: membrane; intracellular membrane-bounded organelle; cytoplasm. NCBI's taxonomy places the organism in Eukaryota, Fungi, Ascomycota, Sordariomycetes, Amphisphaeriales, Sporocadaceae. Gene Ontology annotation, biological process: sphingosine biosynthetic process. The record is from RefSeq and is a predicted model, not a curated record. The coding region runs from base 1 to 1527 and encodes 508 amino acids. The transcript has a single exon.